UUUCCUUUCUUACAGUGUUGUGUAUGGACAAAGACAGGUGGAUUGAACAAAAACCAUAUGCCAGCAUUGUUGAACUGCAUUUAGGUAGGUAGCUUUCAGUUUAACCACGCUGGCUUUGUACUUAUUGUAUGUGAAUUUUGCUCACUCAUUUCACUGUGAACAAUAGAUAGGUAGGUAGACAGAUAAAUAGAUUUUUAUUGUCAUUUAAUAAUACACACCAAAAACAAGUGCACAUUCGAAAGAGAAUUCUGUUGCACCUAUCUCACGAAUGCAGUAUAUUUUUAAAAUACAAAUUAAGAUCAAAGAAAAAAAAAUAUAGAUAGAAAAUAAAGCUGUUCUACAUAUUCUGUCUUGGACAAGAACCUGUCAAAGUGCACCAAAUAUUGGAAUAAUAUUAUAUUGCACCUUAUAUGUUGUACAUAAACAGUUCGACACAAACUUUUACAGUGAGAGUGUGUUGGGCAGGGAGUGAGAUUUGUGAGUUCAACAUUCUGAUUGUUUGGUAGAAGAAACUGUUGCAGAAGUUGGCAGUUUGCUCUGUGUGCGCUGUCGAAACUCUUGCCAGAGGGCCGCAUGACACUCAGUCCAUGAUAGGGAUGGGUGGGGUCAUUAAGCCUUUAAGGCCCAACGUCGCGCCGGCGCUACGUUUUGCAUACUGAGUUUUGAUUGGCUGUAGAUUUGAAACCAGAUAAGAGAGCGCGAUCAUUUUUUUUGCAUAUAAAAUCUGGGGAGUUACACUAACAUUUCAUACAAUCACCAGGUCUCAGAGCGCUUUUUCGUUGCAGUGAUGUGUUUGUAAAAAUACAUAAUAAAGCGCACAUAACAAAACUCUUUAUGAACGAGACUGCGGACAUUUGCAGUGCUUCCUAUGCCGAAAAAACGUAAGAAUCAUGUGACAGGUCAUUCCCAUUAUGUCUAUGGUGGGCACGAUGUGAUCACCGACCUGUGUCACAUAAUUUCUGACCUAUAAACGUGAGGUUCUGGCGCCCAUCUACAGGAAAUGGCGUCGUUUCGCGGGAGUAGUUCUUUCUAUGGAAUUCGUCGGACAAUCUGCAUUGGUACUCGCUUGCUCUACUACUUUGUUUUACAAAUACACUCAGACACACAACCUACACACACCAAACAUCCAUCAUACACACCUUGGACACACUUCCACACGUAGUUAUGGAGCCGCAAAAUCACGGCCGCGCAAAACGGUUUUUUACUUUGUCCGAAGCUCUGGCGCUAAUUACCGCGUCGGAUGAUGAGGAGUCCUGCCUUUCGUCUGAACCGGAUUCUGCCACCAGCGGGGAUGAAGCGGACCUCAUCGAGGGAACUGAUAAUUCUAAUGUCAUUGUUGACAAUGUUGGGGAGGAGGAAGAGGAGAUGGAGGUCUCCUGCUCUCCUGGUACCACGGAGAGAGGCAGAGGCAGAGGCAGGGCCUGGGCUCCAGCCAGGAGAGGCAGCAGCAGCCGCUCCAUCACCAAGAGCUCCAGGCACUCCCUGCAGCUGGCUGGAAAACUGAGGAGGAGCCUGACAGCUUACCUUCUCUGCCACAUUUUCUGCCAAAAAGGAGGCCAGGUGUCCAGCCACCACUGUCAAAAAAUGUGGACAGCCCUUCUCCAUCAGAGCUUUUCAAAAUGUACAUGGACCAGACAGCCAUAAAAAUUCUGUGUGCCAACACAAACAAGAAUGCAGCGAAAAAUAUUGCUGUAGGUAAAAAAUUCAGAUGGGCUGAUGUCACAGUGCCUGAAAUGUAUCAGUACAUUGGGCUGACACUGUACAUGAGCAUCUUGAAGCUUCCAAAGAUACGGGAUUUCUGGCGUACUGAUUCCAUCUUCCACGUGGAAUAUCCAAGGAAGGUCAUGUCCAGGAAACGGUUCCAAACCAUUACUGGAAACCUGCACAUGAGUUACCCUGCGGAGGACGUGAUCAAUGAUGGCAAGAAAGGUACAGGUGACUAUGACUGUUUACACAGAAUACGUCCCAUUUACGACAGCUUACGUGUGGCUUGUAAAGCUGUGUACCAGCCCCGGCAGGAGCUUUCUGUUGAUGAGCGCAUGGUUGCCACAAAAGCAAGAAUUGCUCUGAAACAGUACAUCAAGAACAAACCAACAAAGUGGGGGAUCAAACUGUUUGUGUUGUCAGACACCACAGGCUACACCGUGGAUUUUAACAUUUACAGCGGGAGAUCCACUAUGGCGACUGGUAAGGGGCUUUCGUUCGAUGCAGUCUUGUCACUCAUCAACAAGAGCUACCUGGGGUCUGGUUAUCACAUCUACUGUGAUAAUUUUUACACAAGCCCAGCACUGUUCCUGCACCUACACCACCUGGGGUUUGGAGCCUGUGGGACAUAUCGGGACGCUAGAAUUGGCAUCCCGAAAACAAAAAUCAAUGCUCCACGGGGGGCGAUCAGGUGGAUCAGAGAGGGGCCCCUUCUCUUCAUCAAAUGGAUGGACACAAGGGAGGUGAGUGUGUGUUCCACUCUUCACACUGCUUUCUCUGGGGACACUGUAAAGAGGAUCUGCAAGGCUGGUAGGAAGUAUGCAGCGGUGGAGGUGCCAGUGCCAGCAGCUGUGAAGCACUACAACAGAUACAUGGGAGGAGUUGAUCUGUCUGAUCAGCUGAUAGGCUCCUAUUCUUCAUGGAGGAAGAGCAGGAAAUGGUACCUGACAGUGCUGCAUCAUUUCAUCGACAUUGCCGUGACAAACAGCUUUUUGGUUCACAAAGAACUGUGUGGACUGGAGCAGCAGUCCCUGACUCACCAGGGAUUCCUGGAGCAGCUGUCAGAAGAACUUUGCUCAGUGCCCUCACAACAAGUCCUGGGAAGCCAACAUAUCCCUGUUGCUCUUGUUGAGGGGGCAUCUGGCUCUAAAAAGGCUACAGCGGGGCGCCGGAGGUGCAAGCAGUGUGGAAAGUGCACCCCCUUCAUGUGUGAGGCAUGUAAAGUGCCUCUCUGCGUCAUCAUGGACAGGAACUGUCACAAACUGUACCACAGCUCCACCGGUGGGACUGAACAAUGACUUGGAAUGUCAAACUGAUGGUAAAUAGUUUAUUGUGAUGUUCAUGUUGACGUCACCCUCUAUUUUUGCCUGAUUGCAUAUGUAGUUUGAAAGAAAAUUGAAAUGAUUUGUGUUCCUGUAUUCUGAAAUUUCAACUCAGUACAAGCAAUUUUCUUUUAUUUUCAAAUGCACUUUUUAUGAAUGACCAUGCUUUGUACAUAAAAUAUGUAUAUUCAUAAGUAUCUGACACACUUAGAAAUUUGAUUGCACUAUUGUAAAUAGUUUGUUUUGAUGUUAUUGUUGUCUUUAUGCAAAUUUUGCCUUUGAGUCCAUAUUUUUUGCCUGAUUGCAUAUGUAGUUUGAAAGAAAAUUGAAAUCAUUUGUGUUCCUGUAUUCUGAAGUUUCAACUCAGCAAAAGCAAUUUUCUUUUGUGUGAAUGACUGUGUUUAGUACAUAAAAUACCUAUGUUCAUAAGUGUCUGACACACUUAGAAAUUUGAAUAGUUUGUUUUGAUGUUAAUGUCUUAAUGCAAAAUUUGCACUGUUAUUUAUUUUCGUUUUUUUUUUUCAAGUUACAAUAUUGACCAUAUCUCAAAAAGCAAUUUAUGUACUGACUCCAAAUAAAUUUCCUGUGGUUCCAAACAAUAUUGUGCAACUUUUUUACAUUUGAAAAUUUGAUGGAUAAAGCUAUGCAAUUUCUGUAUUUUGAAAUAUAUGAAAAAAAAGAAAAACGAUUUUCAUUUUUUUAAGGUUUAUUGCACUUUAAAGCAAUUUAUUAUACUAGGUAAGACAUAAGUCAAUACAUAACAUUAAAACCUGGGAUGUAAGGGUUAUUCUGAUGUAAAGCAAAUAAAAAUAGUCCAAAAAAUGACACUACAGCAUGUAAAAAUGUAAAAAUAUGUCCUGGCGGACUUGUACAAUGGGGGGACUUAAAGGGUUAAUGAUGUUGGUAGCCUUCGCCCAGCAGCGUUAGUGUGCAAUGUCCUGGAUAGAUAGAAGUGAUUUUACCUGCUUUCCUCACCACUCUGCAUGGACUUCCACUCUGAGGCUUUGCAGGCUCCAGACCAGAUAGAGAUGCAGCUAGUCAGAAAGCUCUCUUUGGUGCAGCUGUGGAUCAGGUAGCAGUACAAGUUGUCCGCUAAUUGCAAUAUUGGCAGUUGUAUCCCUGGUCCCUCUGCCCCUCAAGAUCUUUUUCUCCUGAAGUCAGCAAUUAACUGUUUUGCUUUGUCCACCUUCGGGAUGAAGGUGUUGGUGUUGCACCAGUCCACACAACCCGGUCUCACAAGGAUUCGUGAAACUGUCACGUAAAUUAAUCUAUGGUUACGUGCGCCAACACGAUUUCUCAUAUUUUACGUGUUGCUCACAACGAAAUUCAUACCAAUGUAUUUCAAGCGGAGGACUUUUCAUGCCACUCAGAACGUAUUUCAAACGAAUAUUUUUAAUGUAAAAGCGUUGCGAAUCCAAGCGGAGGACUUUUCAUGCCACUCAGUACGUAUUUCAAACGAAUAUUUUUAAUGUAAAAGCGUUGCGAAUCCAACGCUAUAUUUUGCAUUACAUCGUCCCAUAUAUAUAAUGUGAUGCCUUUAUUUUUGCUGCAGGAUUUGGGUAUUUGAGAUUAAAAAACGUUAGUGUUUGUUUGUUUGCAAACGGGUUUGAUUUUGUUUUCAUAUCUGAAUCUUAAUCACACCUGAAUAGAACGUUUAAUUAAUCAAAUAUUCCUCGUGUGUCAUGUUUCUCCUCUGUCAGAUUUAAGCGAGUUACGUAGGGCAUUUUGAAUCGGUAUAUUAUAUUUUUAAUGUAAAAGCAUUGCGAAUCCAACGCUAUAUUUUGCAUUCGCAGGGGCCGGCAAUUAGAUGUGGCUUCGGGCCAAAAUUUGUGUAAACAUUAUUCGGCCGUUUGACCGACGGGCCGGUGCGCUGGUAUUUAUUAAAUAAUUUUGAUGAGUGGGUAUUCGAUGCCUGUAUAGCUCAGCACGUUAAGCAGGUGACUCAUGUACAAGAGCUGGUCUCGGACGCGGGUUCGAUUCCAGUCUGCUUUAUGAUAAUAUUUUGGAAGUUUUUCAUACACAAAUGCAGAUUUCUAAACGGACUGCUGUAAAACUUUUUAACACGAUUGAAGAUAUCAAACUCAUGGACAACUCCUAACCCAUUGGACAUUAAUGCGGACAGACUCCUGUUUCAAUUUAAAAAAAACAAAACAAAACAAAACAAAACGUGCAGCACUUCAGCACCUUUCUUCUUCGGUGGUGUCUGUGUAAAACAAUGUCCAACACAAACAACAAACAGCACACCUAGCGCCAUGAAGCACAAAAUGCAGGUGUAAAUCAAUGGGGUGCUGAACAUAGUAAUAUUCAUAGCGGAAAUAAUAGGUAAUAAUAAUAAUGAUAGGUAAUAGAAUAUUCUGAAAUUAAGCUCGACUGUAG
Acanthochromis polyacanthus (spiny chromis) is the source of this 5402-nucleotide messenger RNA. Its product is annotated as piggyBac transposable element-derived protein 4-like. Bases 1620 to 3002 code for a protein of 460 amino acids. The transcript is spliced from 2 exons. The record is from RefSeq and is a predicted model, not a curated record. NCBI's taxonomy places the organism in Eukaryota, Metazoa, Chordata, Actinopteri, Pomacentridae.